Molecule: messenger RNA, 282 nt
Organism: Aspergillus lentulus
Lineage: Eukaryota; Fungi; Ascomycota; Eurotiomycetes; Eurotiales; Aspergillaceae
Source: RefSeq, a predicted model, not a curated record
AUGUUCUCGCAGACCCUCCGUCGCGCUGCGUCCCAGUCUACUGGCGCCUACCGCUCUCCUUUCGCUCCCAAGUACUAUGUUCCUGCCCACUUCGGGGGUGUGAGCGUCAACAUGGCCACCAAGUACGCUACCAUUGCUUCCACCUUCGGUGUUGCUGCUGGUACCUUCGCCCUCUUCUUCUUCGGUGAAGUGCCCCGCGUGCGCAACGACAUCCUGCGCAAGGUUCCCUUCCUUGACGAGUACUUCGACCGCAGCAUCCCUGCCGAGGACAACCCGUUCUAA